AUGGAAGCUGCCUGGCGCCAGGUGGCUGGUGGCCGAGGCCGCGCCCGAGGGCGCGGCAGUGCGGCCCCCUCCCCGGGAAAUGGAGUCCCCCUCCGUGGCGCCGGCGGAGGUCGAGAGACGGGGUCGGCGGGCGCCGCUCGCGUUGGCCCGGGUCGUGGAGGAGCUGCGGGCGCAGGUGCCGCCGCCGGGAAGAGCCCCGCGGCCGGGAAGAGCCCCGCGGGGUCCGGAGCGCCGCCGACUGCCGUGGCCGGCGAGUUAAUGUCUCAGAGGAAAUUUGAAGAAAUCAAGAAAGCGAAUCAAGCUGCAGUGAGAAAACUUGUUGAAGAACAUUUUAGCUCUUCAUCUGAAGAUGAAGAAGAUGAUUUAGAAGGAAAACAGGGAAAAAUAGUUGCUAAUACAUUUAUAACAUAUACUACUCAAACAGAUGGAGAUACACGUGAAUUAGAACGGACAAAACAGUAUGUAAAUGAAGCAUUUCAAGCAGGAGCUAUGACAUGCUUAAUAUGUAUUGCUUCAGUGAAGAGAAACCAAGCAGUAUGGAGCUGUUCAGGAUGUUUCUGUAUAUUUCACAUGCCUUGUAUCCAGAAGUGGGCCAAGGACAGCCAGUUUCUUGUAUCUUCUUUAACUGAUGACGAUUUUGGAAAGAAGGAUUACCCCUGGCCUUGUCCGAAAUGUAGGUUUGAAUACAAACAAUCUGAAACACCUAGUAGGUACUACUGCUAUUGCGGAAAAGUAGAAGAUCCACCUUUGGACCCAUGGCUGGUGCCUCACUCAUGUGGCCAAGUAUGUGAGAGAGAAUUUAAACCUCCUUGUGGCCAUAAAUGUUUACUCCUCUGUCAUCCAGGACCUUGUCCUCCAUGUCCAAAGAUGGUUACAACGACUUGUUACUGUAAAAAAGCAAAACCUAUCCCUCGUAGAUGCAGUGCCAAGGAGUGGUCCUGCCAGCUGCAGUGUGGGCGGAAGCUACUUUGUGGACAACAUAAGUGUGAAAAUCCUUGUCAUGCAGGAAAUUGUAAGCCCUGUCCAAGAGUUAGUAAACAGAAGUGUGUCUGUGGCAGACAAGUAGCUGAAAGAAGUUGUGCAAGUCCACUGUGGCGCUGUGAUAAGGUAUGUGGAAAAACACUGCCAUGUGGUAAUCAUACAUGUGAGCAGGUUUGCCAUACUGGUGCUUGUGGAGAAUGCCCUCGAUCUGGGAAAAGGUUCUGUCCAUGUCAGAAAUCAAAGUUUUCCUUGCCUUGUACAGAAGAUGUACCAACAUGUGGAGAUAGCUGUGACAAAGUACUUGAGUGUGGAAUUCACAGAUGUUCACAGCGUUGUCAUCGAGGUCCUUGUGAAACAUGUAGACAAGAAGUAGAAAAACAGUGUCGCUGUGGGAAGCAUAUGAAACGAAUGCCGUGCCAUAAACCUUAUCUUUGUGAAACUAAAUGUGUUAAGAUGCGGGACUGUCAGAAGCAUCAGUGUAAGAGAAAGUGUUGCCCUGGAAAUUGUCCACCUUGCGAUCAAAACUGUGGACGGACUUUAGGAUGUAGAAACCAUAAGUGUCCAUCUGUCUGCCACAGAGGCAGUUGCUAUCCCUGUCCGGAAACUGUGGAUGUUAAAUGCAAUUGUGGUGUUACAAAGGUGACAGUGCCCUGUGGCCGGGAGCGCACCACAAAGCCACCCAAGUGCAAAGAGCUGUGCAGUCAACCACCAACUUGCCAUCAUACAAGUCAAGAAAAACAUCGCUGUCACUUUGGCUCUUGUCCUCCAUGUCAUCAGCCUUGCCAAAAAGUUUUGGAGAAAUGUGGUCACUUGUGUCCUGCUUCAUGUCAUGAUCAAGCAUUAAUAAAGCAAACUGGCAGGUAUCAGCCUACAGUCCCCUGGGAACAGCCUUCUGAGCCAGUAUUUAUUCAGACUGCAUUACCUUGUCCUCCAUGUCAAGUUCCAAUUCCUAUGGAAUGUCUUGGGAAACAUGAGAUAAAUCCAUUACCAUGUCAUGCUUUAGGACCUUACUCUUGCAAGAGAGUUUGCGGACGAACCUUAGAUUGUCAGAAUCAUAUUUGUAUGAAAGAAUGCCAUGAAGUAACUGAAAUUUAUGACUGUCUAGGCAAAAAGAAGGCUGGCCCAGAAUGUCUUCAUUGUGAAGAAGGAUGCUCUAAAUCACGGCCACUGGGUUGUCCUCAUCCAUGUGUUUUGCCCUGUCACCCUGGAGAAUGCCCCCCUUGUGUGCAAAUGCUUAGAAUAAAAUGUCAUUGCAAGAUCACAAGCCUGUAUGUAGAGUGUAGAAAAAUAACCACAGCUGAUAUAAAUGAAAAGAACCUCCUAAGUUGCUGUAAAAAUCAGUGCCCUAAAGAGCUUCCUUGUGGUCAUAGAUGCAAAGAGAUGUGUCAUCCGGGUGAAUGCCCCUUUAAUUGUAAUCAGAAGGUAAAACUUAGAUGUCCUUGCAAAAGAAUAAAAAAGGAUUUGCAGUGCAAUAAAGUACGAGAAAAUCAGGUUUCAAUAGAAUGUGAUGCAACAUGCAAAGAAAUGAAGCGGAAAGCAUCUGAGAUGAAAGAAGCAGAAACCAAAGCUGCUCUUGAAGAGGAAAAACGAAGGCAACAGGCUGAAUUGGAGGCUUUUGAAAACAGACUGAAAGGUCGUCGAAAGAAGAACAGGAAAAGAGAUGAAGUGACAGUGGAACUAUCAAUAUGGCAAAAAUAUAAAUAUUAUCUCCCUCCAGUGUGUGGAGUUGCAGUUCUGUUGUUUGCAUGGUACAUAGCUCAUGAUGUGAAUUAAAAGUUUUGACCUUUUUAAUAUACCUCAGAUUGAAUUUAGAGAAAUUGUUAAAUUUGAGAUAUUAGAAAAUGCAUAUUGUAGAAUAUUGCAUAAUUCACAUUCAUUUCUAUAUUCUUCCCCAGCUGUUAGAAGAACAAAAUUGUAAGCUUUACCUUAAUUAGUAUAUUAGAAAUGGCACUAGAACUGUGUUUUAAGAAAAAAUAAGCAUGACUUAAAAUAUGUCUAAGGCUUAACUAGUGGCAGAAUAAGAUGUUCACUGUGCUUCAUUACUUUAAUGUUAUUUAAUAUUUUAAAUCAACCUCUUUUUUUGUAAAAUUAAGAUGAAUCUGAGCCAUAUAUGCAAAAAAGAAAUUUUUCUCAGUGUUUUAUGUACUUA
This is a messenger RNA of Elephantulus edwardii (Cape elephant shrew), 3130 nucleotides long. RefSeq names its product nuclear transcription factor, X-box binding-like 1 (gene NFXL1). NCBI's taxonomy places the organism in Eukaryota, Metazoa, Chordata, Mammalia, Macroscelidea, Macroscelididae. Gene Ontology annotation, molecular function: DNA-binding transcription factor activity, RNA polymerase II-specific; RNA polymerase II transcription regulatory region sequence-specific DNA binding; zinc ion binding. Gene Ontology annotation, biological process: regulation of DNA-templated transcription. The coding region runs from base 1 to 2754 and encodes 917 amino acids. The record is from RefSeq and is a predicted model, not a curated record. The transcript has 22 exons. Gene Ontology annotation, cellular component: nucleus.